UUACAAUGACAAUUUUAGCAGUAACACUAGUGACAAUAAUAAUAGUAACAUUACGAUGCCACAAUUUACUCCACAUUUCACUUCAAGUCCGCGCGCUGCCCAUAGUCAAUUACCGAGUUCAACACACAGCCCUGCUUUUAGUGUUCGACCUACAACACGAUCCUCUUCAAUGCCUAUAUUGUCAAACACUUCCCAAUUUUUGUCAUCAACCCAGGAACAAUCAAAAGUCACUAGAUUGCCACCUAUUAGUGUUUUAACAGAGAAUCUUGAAAUCGAUAAUUUUCAUAAAAAAAAGGAUUUAUCAAUAACCAAGACUCCACAACUUUUAACGGUAAAUGACUGGAGUAUCAAGAGUGCAAACUUUUUUCGCUCUAAUCAGUGGCAACAUUAUUAG
Racocetra persica is the source of this 394-nucleotide messenger RNA. NCBI's taxonomy places the organism in Eukaryota, Fungi, Glomeromycota, Glomeromycetes, Diversisporales, Gigasporaceae. The record is from the annotation of a GenBank genome assembly.